Nicotiana tabacum (common tobacco) is the source of this 2516-nucleotide messenger RNA. Lineage: Eukaryota; Viridiplantae; Streptophyta; Magnoliopsida; Solanales; Solanaceae. The record is from RefSeq and is a predicted model, not a curated record.
UUCUUUUUUAUCUUGUAACUAGUAGCUAUUCUUUUCUUAUAACACAUGGAUGAAGUAUGCACAAUUUGCUUUGAUUACUGAUGCAAAGCUUAUCUUGUUAGUUUCCCCAAGAAUGCUUGUUUUUAGUGAAAAUAAGGAAAUGAUUGCAUGGUCCUAAAAGUAUUGUUUCAGGCUAAUUGAAUCAUUCAUAUAUUCAAUAUAUGAACUAUUUUACAUGUUAAAUGGAUUAAACUUUUUUUUUUUGUUAUUUAGUGGAUUAACUUAAAAGUUUGAAUUUUGGAAGUCUCUUCUGCUCUUUCAUAUGUGUGAGCUCACCCCCCCUCCUCCUCUCUCUUGGUGGGAUGGCAAAGGAUGUUGUUCUUGCUGUAGUUUAUUACGAUGUGUUUCAUUGCUAAAGUUGUUCAUUAACAUAUCUUUUUUGCCUUUUCUAGUAUUUCACCCGGCGUUCCGAAGAUGCUACAGAAUGCUCUGCACCAACUUUUGCAAUCGCCGGCCCGGCUUGGCCUGCCAACUCCCAGUUCACCUUCUGUUCAGAACCCAAGCCCUCCUCCUAAGUUCUCCUCACAAGUGUCGCAACCUCAUCACGAUGUGUUUCAUUGCUAAAGUUGUUCAUUAACAUAUCUUUUUUGCCUUUUCUAGUAUUUCACCCGGCGUUCCGAAGAUGCUACAGAAUGCUCCGCACCAACUUUUGCAAUCGCCGGCCCGGCUUGGCCUGCCAACUCCCAGUUCACCUUCUGUUCAGAACCCAAGCCCUCCUCCUAAGUUCUCCUCACAAGUGUCGCAACCUCAUCAACCCCUUCAACAGUCAAAUAUGUUAACUACUACUACCACCUCUUCGGCACUCCUUCCUCUUCUCCCACCUCUCUCCAGAGCUCAGUCUCUUCUCAUUCAAAUGGCAUCUCUUGCUUCAAGACUCUUUGAAGUCUCACCUAACCGGUCCCAUUGGCUUGGUGCUUUUCGAGGCUCUUUCCCUUCAUUUCUGCCUUCUGGGACGCCGGUUCCACAAGAUUCCUUCCCUUCAUCGUCAAAAGAAAUCCUCUCUGUGUUUACUUCUCUUCAGACACAGCUGUUUGAAGCAGUUGCAGAACUGCAAGAAAUUCUUGAUCUUCAAGAUGAGAAGCAAAAAGUCAUCCGCGAAAUUAGGUCAAAAGAUUCUUCAAUUCUUGCUUUUGCCAACAAACUUAAAGAAGCUGAGCGUGUUCUUGACAUGCUUGUUGAUGAUUACUCUGAUUAUCGUCGUCCCAAACGGGCCAAGUUGGAAAAUGAUACCGAAGAAUCUUCAGUAACAACUGUGGCGACUCAGUUGAAAUUAUCGGACAUAUUGUCAUAUGCUCAUAGGAUAAGCUACACUACUUUUGCACCACCUGAAUUUGGUACUGGACAGGCUCCUCUUCGGGGAGCACUCCCUCCGGCUCCACAGGACGAGCAAAUGCGGGCAUCUCAAUUAUAUAAUUUUUCUGAUCUUGAUGUGGGUUUACCAAAAACAGAUGAUGGCAAAGAGACAAUUAUUGAGCCACUCCUUGAACCUCCUGCAGAAACUAACCCGCUUGCCAAUAUUCAGGGCCUCAUUACUCCAAAUAUUGUAGUGCCAUUUGGAUGGAAACCUGGUAUGCCUAUCGAGUUGCCCACUGACCUCCCACUUCCUCCACCUGGGUGGAAGCCUGGCGAUCCAAUAGCACUGCCUCCGUUUGAUUCUCUUCCACUUCCUCCAAAGGUCGAGGAAGCACCAGCACGACCAGUACCUCCCCCAGGACUGCCAAGAAUGCCCGAACCAAUACAGGUUCGGCAUGUGCAGCUUGAUAUUGAGGAUGAUAGUAGCGAUUACAGUUCUGAUGAGGCCAGCUCUGAUAGUGAAGAUUGAUCUGGUUAGCUGUUUUGAGUAGCUAAUACAGGUUCGGCAUGUGCAGCUUGAUAUCAAGGAUGAUAAUAGUGAUUAUAGUUCUAAUGAAGCCAGCUCUGUUAGUGAAGAGUGAAGUGGUUAGCUGUUUUACGUAAAUACUCUAGGAAAAUCAUGAUGCUAUGCCGAAACACGAGGUUAACCCUUUUAUUUGAUAUCCACCAAUCUCACCUCUAUGAAGUGUUGGAAUCUCAAGCUUUUGGCAUGAUCCAUUUAGAAACGCUAACCUUUAUGUGCUGAAAGUGAGUUUGAAAUUCUGUAUCUCAUGGCUUGGCAUAAUUGUUUGAUAUGUAUAUAUUUUGGCCAUGUUGUAUCCAUGGUUCCUGCUCAUGCAUUGGUGUUAUUAGACAACUAUGUAACAGGUAACUGUAACUCUUGUGUGCAGAUAAUUCUUUUUGUUAUUCACGAGAACCUUUAGCGCGUUGAUAGGUUUCUAUAUUUCUUAUUUUAUGAUCAUUCAUAAGAACAUAUGUUGUUAUUUUAGACAAGAUACUGACUUCACAGUCAAAAACUUCUCAAAGUAGCUUGGAGUUGCACUGGAGGAACUUUUUCUUUUUUAUUCUAAAAACUCAUGUACUAAACCAUUUGAUUUAAUUAUUGGUAUAAGUCAGAUGGGGAA